AUGAUGACAAAUAAUGAGGGUGAGGAGCAGCUUCGCCAGCGGAGACUCCAGCUGCCCUUUAACUUCGCCACUGGGGAAGCUGUUCUCUACGAGGUGGGCCUCUCUCUGGACGUAGCUGACGUUCCAACCCAGAGCAAGGGCCCUAAGAUCAGGAAGAUGGCCGAAGAAAUGGCCCUGGACCCCGACUCCCUGCUGGGCUCCAUGCUGAAGCAGGACCAGGCCAUCUACAUGCAGACCAGCCCCAGCGAGCCCUCCAGCAAGCCCCCUAACCCUCAGGAGCUGUGCUCCUGGGAAGACCAGGCCUUCAGCAACAGCCACGCAAUGGCCAACGUGCCUGGUGAUUCCUGGCAGUCCCAACACCACACUAUGCCCAGGCCGGACGCGGGCAUCAGGGAGGAGUCCACUGUCCAGGACCUGAUGGAAACACUGCAGCAAAUCAUCGGGGACAACAGCCUGUGUUCCAGCCUGAAUGUGGACCCCACAGAGCUGAAGGACUGGGAGAACACUCUGCUGAAGAUGAGCUCCAGCAACUGUGAGAUGUCCGAGGACCUUGAUGACAUCCUCAACCAUGACAUCCUGUCGUAUGUGGAGGAACAUCUCUUCAAGGAGAACGGAGGACUCAAGAUGCCCGAGCAUCUGGGCUCACUGCUGGGGUCCGUCAGUAUCAACAACCCUCUCCUGGAGGUACCAGAGUGCCUUAAAAAUGUCGACCUGCAGGGGAAUACCAUGAUGCCUGGAGGAAAGGGCUUCAACUGGGGGGUUGAUCCCCAGCAGAACCAGUUGCUUGGGAUGGGAGGCUUGAGUGCUGCUGAAACAGCGAGUAACGUUCGGGGCAUGAUGAAGCUGACACACGUGGGCUCUCAGAUGGGAUUGAACGGCCCCACACUCCAGCAGGCUUCCUCCAGGAACACAUUUACCCAAUCCCUGGGAGAGAACCUGGGCCUGCAGAGCAACGCUAACCCUCUGGCCUUUAACCCUGCCCUGGCUGGCUCCUGUGCCCAGGUGCGGCAGAACCAAGCCAAAGGUAAGCAGCAAGGCCUCCAGGCCUCUCAGAUCCUGUCCAACCCUGGUAACGGGCUGGCUUCUUAUUCCCAGAGACAACAGAUGCAGUCAGGCCUUGCCAAUCGGAGCUCUGCUCCUAUGGGUCUGCCAAUCCAGAACCAGCUGCUGGGGUGGGGCAUGAAUGAUCAGCCAAUGAGAUUCCAGGACCAGCGCUCCAUAAGCCAAUCAGAUCCCUUUGCCGUGCCCGGUCAGGAAACCAUGUGGAUGCCCUUGCCCUCCUCCAUGCCCAAUACCAACAUGGUGGCCAACACCUUGUUGGAAACCUUCGCCCAGAACUUUUCAAAUCAACCAAAAGAUGUCAUUCUAGAUCCCAACCCGGCUAGCUGCCUACAAGGACACUUUUCUCUGCAGACCCAGAAACAGCAGCAGCAGCAAAUGCUUCCCACGAUGUUACACCAACAAAAUGGACACCAACACAAUGUCACGGGCAGCUUUUAUAACAACCAGGUGUCUGACUUCCAAAUUGCUCCCCAGCUCCCUAUCCCUGGGCUCGAGGCCCAGUCACAGCAGAACUCUCAGGCCCAGAACUACAACAGGGCUCAAACGAUAUCAGGCCAGUAUAGGCCUCAAAAGACCUCUGCUCAAGUCACCCCUCCUCUCGUCUCUUCCAACAGCUGCAUGUUCAGCAGCACCAACCCCCCCUCGGUUCCUGUCAACGGGGUCUGUUUAAACCCCAACACGGCCCUUGGUUCCCUGGUCCCAUCCUCCUGUCAGAGGGCCACAGCCCCCCUCCACGACCAGAGUCCCUCCCAGGCCUCCUGCUACUUCCAGAGGAACUCCAGCGGGUCCAUCGUGGGGUCCUCUGCAAUCCUACAGGGUGACACCAACAUCAGCCCUCUGUCCUGUCAGGUGGGGCCUGGUCUAACCCCUGGGGGCCUCACACCAGACAGCCUGCUGGUCCAGCAGCAGUACCUUAACUGCAACAGGCAGACACAGGUCACAAACUGUCCAAUGGAGGAAAACAUAUCGUUCCAGUUCCCGCCCCUGCCCAACGGAACCACAUACUUCUCAGAGAACAAUCAAAACAACUGUUGCGACUUCUAGAAGGUUCUACAAGGAGGAAUGAACCGCCUUUUCCGCAGCUGAAUGGAAUUUGUUGAGAUACUGAUGAGUAGCCCUCUUUGCUAAACAAACAGAUACACGGACACAUACAGACUCACACAGCCAGGUGCCUUUGGGGAUUCUACCACCACCAUGCCUUACUUCACCAAAGAGACUGGCCAAGAUGGCUUCCUUCAUUUCUCUUCUAUGCGUCUCAAAUCGUAUGUUUGGAUGCAAGAUACAAGGCGUUUGGGCCAGAGGGUCGUGUGGCUUAUUUUUCUUCAGCAACCAGACAGAAGACAGAAGCUCCAGUGACUGUCACGAGCUCCUCCUUGACUUGCUUUCUCCUUGGGUGGGCAUGCCCUGGUCAAAAGUACUGCACUAUGUAGGGAAUAGAGUGCCAUUUUGGACAUACAGUCACGUCUGGUCGAUGUGGAGGAAAGAGAAUAUAUUUAUUGGUUGUUUUGAAUUGUGCCUCAUUGUGCCUCUGAUGUUAAAGAAUUGCCAGAUGAUUUUGGAAAGGACAGGCGAAAGAUGAUGACGUAAGAAGUAAUAGGGAAAAAGAGAUAACAUGUUGAAUUAGAUUCCUGGGAUUACUUUUAAGGUUGUUUUUUUUAAAUCCCUAAAUGCAUUUGAACAUAUAGGAUCUAGCCAAAUUCCAAAAGGAAAGGUGAGAUAGUUGAUGCCUGGUAAAUUGACUACAGUAUAACCAUACGGGCAAAAAGAUGAGCAUUUUUAUUUGGAAAAUGCUAAAUAUGUUGGCAUACAAUAUUAUGGACAAUAUGUAUGUAUAGAUGAUAUACAGUUUAAACUGUAUCAACUGCUUAUUUUGAUACGGAGUAUAAAAAAAAACUAUUCCCCAGCAAUCAUAAUACUCCAAUGGCCUGAAUGAAAAUGUAAAAACUAUUUCCCUUGUGAUGACAUUUGAGACUUGCCACAUGUUCUUGCAUCACAAACCAUGCUCCAUUGUGAUAUAUCCUAUUAUUACAACAAGAUAUGCUAAUCAGAAUGUAAUGACAUCAACAACAAAAAUACAUUUAUUUACUCAGCUUUGUUUUGUUUUUUGAAAAAAAAUCAUCUUUUGUAUUUUUAUAAGCAUUUAACCAAAACUAUAAUUAUGUAAUUGAGCCAGUUUAGUCUUUUCUGUUAUUUUGUGAAGUGUCCCACUGGGCACACACUGGUUGAUUAAACGUUGUUUCCAUGUCAUUUCAAUGAAAUGAUGUUGAACCAACUUGGAAUAAACAUUGAAUUGAUGUCUGUGCCCAGUGGGAUUCCUGUGCACCUGCAGUUUUAUUUGCUUCUAUUGUUCUUCUAUUGAUAGAAAACACCCAAGAAGGGGCGGUGCCUUGGUAAAGUAUUCAUGCCGAAAUGCAUCAGAUAGUUGAAGUGCCUCAUUUGCAUAAAUAUGCAGAAGGAAAAACCGAGGAACCAAUCAUGGAUAAGCAUAUAAUCACCAGUCAAUUUGAAAAGAAAAAGUAGAGCCACUGUUCAAACUGCAUUGUUGAUAUGCUCUCCUAUGCCAAUGUGGGAAUAUCUUUCACUUUACUUGACUUUCUUUGAUGAAUUAUUUUAUUGCCCUGCAGUUCUACAGGGAAGUAAUACAGUAUUGGCAGCUACAGUUUCAGAAUGAUCAAUGAUCCAAUUCAAUGUGGAUUAUUCAAUGUAUUCUAGGGGGAUCGGGUGCUUUCAGAAAUCGUACCAAAUUACAGAACCUACAAUGAACACCGUAAGUGUCCAUAUUGAAAGUAUAGUAUUCAGUAUUCUUGUCUGUAUGCUUCUGCACAAUGUAGGCACUAUAACUACUGCACUGAGGCCAAGGCGCCUUUCUAUAUGCAGUAUAAUUUUCAUGUGUACAUACUAUUUUUCAUUUGUAUUUUUAAGUAAUCUGGCCUUCAUAAGAUUCACAUCUAUUAUUGUACACUAUUUUAUACAUGUGUUUUCUGCACACAGAACAGUUCAUGUCUGUAAAACCCUUUUUGACCUGUUUCCUCAGAACAGUAUUUAUAAAUAUACACCUUGUGGCUUUUGUUGUUUUUCUGCCUCUAACAAUGUGUCAGCCAUGGCGCUUACGCCUCAAUUGUUAUAUUUCAUCUCCACAUUAAAGAGGUUUAAUGACUUGA
Messenger RNA from Oncorhynchus kisutch (coho salmon), 4223 nucleotides. RefSeq lists its product as uncharacterized. The record is from RefSeq and is a predicted model, not a curated record. Lineage: Eukaryota; Metazoa; Chordata; Actinopteri; Salmoniformes; Salmonidae. The coding region runs from base 1 to 2106 and encodes 701 amino acids. The transcript has 5 exons.